GAAUCACGUACAGGUGCUUCUAAAAUGGACCAAUCAAAAAUUGCCUUACAGUGCUCGUCAGUACAGCUACCCGGCCGCCAUAUUGCGGGUACAAGAUCUUCCCGGCCCGGAGAGGGAGAGUUGUUGCGUUUUGUGUUCGCAGUCAAGGGAAGAAACGACGAAAUGAACAGAGUACUGGCGGCAAGAUCGCUUGUCCAGAGAGCGGGCUUUUCCACCUCCACCAGAAAAGCUCUGGACAACAAAGUUCUGGAGAAGCAGAAAAUCAUGCAGGCGCCUGGCGGGGAUAUGGUUUACCUGAAGGGUGGAGCAAGUGAUAAGAUCUAUUACCGCACGACCAUGGGGAUGGUCAUCUUCGGCGUGGGCUAUUCUAUCUUCAGCCUCUUGGCAGCCUGUCUGCCGAAGAAGUCGGAAUGACCAGCAGUGGCGACCAGAGUGUUUGUUUUCCCUCUGUAGAUUGUAAAUCUGCCCAAUGGUUUGAUGUUGCAGACUGGCUUGUAACUUGUAUCAUCACACACAAUUCUACCAACUACUGGUCUAACUAAGUUAGUCUCAUGAAAUACCAUGACAUCAUGUACUGGGCCUGUCAUACCGCACUGAAUCAGAUACAUUAUGUAUGUGUAAAAUAUUUGUCCUUACCGGAAAUGAAGGAAUGAAAUAAAUGGUAGGAAAGGA
Molecule: messenger RNA, 672 nt
Organism: Branchiostoma floridae (Florida lancelet)
Lineage: Eukaryota; Metazoa; Chordata; Leptocardii; Amphioxiformes; Branchiostomatidae
Product: cytochrome c oxidase subunit 7A2, mitochondrial-like
Exons: 3
Coding region: 25-414 (129 amino acids)
Biological process (GO): mitochondrial electron transport, cytochrome c to oxygen; mitochondrial respirasome assembly; regulation of oxidative phosphorylation
Source: RefSeq, a predicted model, not a curated record